Messenger RNA from Olea europaea var. sylvestris, 1480 nucleotides. Its product is annotated as UMP-CMP kinase-like. The coding region runs from base 243 to 968 and encodes 241 amino acids. NCBI's taxonomy places the organism in Eukaryota, Viridiplantae, Streptophyta, Magnoliopsida, Lamiales, Oleaceae. Gene Ontology annotation, cellular component: nucleus; cytoplasm. The transcript has 9 exons. Gene Ontology annotation, molecular function: UMP kinase activity; ATP binding. The record is from RefSeq and is a predicted model, not a curated record. Gene Ontology annotation, biological process: UDP biosynthetic process; 'de novo' pyrimidine nucleobase biosynthetic process; CDP biosynthetic process.
GAAAUUUUUCAAUACACCAAACAUUUUCCAAGUAACAAAUGCUUGAUUGGGCACAUUGUUGAGGCAGGCGAAAAGCAUAAUUUCGAAGACUUUUUUCGGAUCACACGGACAGCAUAACAUGGCAUUAUACGUGUUCGACUGAAAGUCUCGCCAAAUGUUUGCACCUUAAACUACUCAAAAUCGAGCACUUACGAUUUCACGAUCUAAUAAUUCUCGGUUUGGAAGUGUGUAAAGAGGUAGCGAUGUGGUGGCGCGUAACUUCACUAUCUCAUCUGGUUGCUUCAUCGAAGCCAUUCCUUCUCAAUCAGAUGCGAGCAGCGUAUGGACUGAAGAUUUGGCAAGCUUUUAGUACCGAAAUUUUUAAACCGGCAGAAGGUAGACUUUCCAAUCCAGGAAGAACCCACCAAUUCAUAACUUUUGUCUUGGGUGGUCCUGGAAGUGGAAAAGGUACUCAGUGUACAAGGAUUGUUGAAACCUUUGGUUUUACCCACUUAAGUGCUGGAGAUUUGUUAAGGAAGGAAAUUACUUCUAAUAGUGAAAAUGGUGCCAUGAUUCUCAACACGAUCAAGGAAGGAAAAAUUGUUCCUUCAGAAGUGACUGUAAAACUAAUCGGAAAGGCAAUCAAAUCAAGUGAAAAUGAUAGAUUUCUUAUUGAUGGUUUCCCACGAAGUGAAGAGAAUCGUGUGGCAUAUGAACGAGUUGUUGGCACUGAACCAGAUUUUGUGCUUUUCUUUGAUUGCCCUGAAGAAGAAAUGGUGAAACGAGUGCUAAACCGUAAUCAGGGACGAGUUGAUGAUAAUAUUUUUACAGUCAAGGAACGUCUAAAGGUUUUUACGGCAUUGAAUCUUCCUGUGAUCAAAUACUACUCUGAGAAAGGCAAACUUUACAAGAUUGAUGCUACUGGAACAGAAGACGAAAUAUUUGAGCGAGUCCGCCCAGUUUUUGCUGCAUUGAGGGCAAAAAAUUGAAGCAACGAUCUCCAGAGCCAAGCAAUAAAAUGAAAAGUAAAUUGAAGAGUUGAGGAACUAUACCGAACCAUUGGAAGAUCCUCCUUUCUGCUAUAUCCCUUUUUUGGGACAGCAGAGCCACCGGUGAUUUUUUCCAAGUCGGGGAUCUGGUGACACGCUAACUCUCACCAACCUGCAGGUUAACGAAACUUGUUUUUCCCACCUUUUUUUUUCUACUUUUCCUUUCUUUCAAACGGAUAUGGAUGGAACCCUUACAAAAUGCAAUGAAUUUUCUUCAUCUCUUUGCUGGAAGUGGCGUGAAAUGCUAUAAUGAGAUUCUUAUAAUGUGUUUGAAAAGUAAAUGUGGAUUGAAAAAGGUUCGGAAUAGACUUAUCAAAUGAUUCUGCAAUUUUAAGAGAUGUUUAUUGUUGAGAGGAUUUUUGUAUUUGUAGAAUAGAUACACAUUCCCAGGUUCCGAUCCAUGGAAUUUUCUCAUCCUCUUUUUACUCAAUAUGAUGGUAGAAAAAUGGACA